Molecule: messenger RNA, 7490 nt
Organism: Peromyscus maniculatus bairdii (prairie deer mouse)
Lineage: Eukaryota; Metazoa; Chordata; Mammalia; Rodentia; Cricetidae
Gene: Hecw2
Product: HECT, C2 and WW domain containing E3 ubiquitin protein ligase 2
Biological process (GO): ubiquitin-dependent protein catabolic process; regulation of dendrite morphogenesis; protein ubiquitination
Cellular component (GO): cytoplasm
Molecular function (GO): protein binding; ubiquitin protein ligase activity
Source: RefSeq, a predicted model, not a curated record
GGUAGCUAGCGGGCGGCGGCUUUGUCUGGCUCCCUCGCGCCCUGGCGCGGGGUCGGUCAUUCAUUUGACAUUCUGCUCCCCGGAGCGCCCGGCAGACCGGCGGCGGGAGCCGGACGCGCCUGCUGAUUCGGUGAUUUCCCCAGGAGCUGGGACUUGGGGGCUCCUGUGAGCAUCACUCGAGGGAGAGGAGGAGGCGGCAGCUUCAUUUGCUUUCUGUUUGGAAUGUGUGGUGAGCAUCCUCUGCUGGAGCUUGGGGCCUGGAGGAAACCCGGGCUGCAGAAUUAGACGUAGACGUUUGGGAGGACGUACAGCUGCAGAGGUCUGGCUCCUUAUGCCUGUGUCUUCUUCUCCGUGAGCGGCGCUCAGCUGCUUUUCGUUUAUUAUGAUUAAUUUUAGGGACACCGCCACGGGCACAGUUUUUUCUUUUCGAGUUGGGAGCCUUUGGAGUCAGCACAGAGAGCUCGCGAGUAGAGUUAAAAGGGUUCAGUCAAUAAUAAACUUGGAAAAGGACAGCGUCGGUGAUCGUAUGGACAGAGGUGAACGAGAGGCAAACUUCACCGCGGCCUUUAGCCUUUGUGGAUAAGAUUUCUGCUUUGCUCCUCUUGAGUCAUGCAAACUCGGAAUUCUUCAUCGUAGGAAACCAACCUCAGAGAGGCAAACAGGAUGGCUAGCUCCGCCCGGGAGCACCUGCUUUUCGUGCGGCGUCGAAAUCCACAGAUGCGGUACACACUGAGCCCAGAGAACCUCCAGAGCCUCGCAGCCCAGAGCUCCAUGCCGGAGAACAUGGCCCUGCAGCGAGCCAACAGCGACACGGACCUGGUGACUUCCGAGAGCCGCUCCAGCCUGACUGCCAGCAUGUACGAAUACACGCUGGGGCAAGCCCAGAACCUCAUCAUCUUCUGGGACAUUAAGGAAGAGGUAGACCCCAGCGAUUGGAUUGGCCUCUAUCACAUAGAUGAGAAUUCUCCAGCCAACUUCUGGGACUCUAAAAACAGGGGUGUGACGGGAACCCAAAAAGGACAGAUUGUAUGGAGAAUUGAGCCUGGACCCUACUUCAUGGAACCGGAGAUCAAAAUCUGUUUCAAGUACUACCAUGGCAUCAGCGGAGCCCUGCGAGCCACAACCCCCUGUAUUACUGUGAAGAACCCAGCUGUGAUGAUGGGAGCGGAAGGCAUGGAAGGAGGUGCUUCCGGAAGUCUACAUUCUCGGAAACUCGUCAGCUUCACGUUGUCAGAUCUCAGGGCAGUUGGGCUCAAGAAAGGGAUGUUCUUCAAUCCUGACCCUUAUCUUAAGAUGUCCAUUCAGCCAGGGAAGAAGAGCAGUUUCCCUACGUGUGCCCACCACGGCCAGGAGAGAAGGUCCACUAUCAUCAGCAACACCACCAAUCCCAUUUGGCACAGAGAGAAAUACUCCUUUUUUGCACUUUUAACUGAUGUCUUAGAAAUUGAAAUUAAAGACAAAUUUGCCAAGAGCCGCCCCAUCAUCAAGCGUUUCCUGGGGAAGCUGACCAUUCCGGUGCAGAGGCUGCUGGAGCGGCAGGCCAUCGGUGAUCAAAUGCUCAGCUAUAACCUCGGCAGAAGGCUCCCAGCUGACCACGUGAGUGGCUACCUCCAGUUUAAAGUAGAAGUCACAUCUUCUGUCCACGAAGAUGCAUCUCCGGAAGCUGUUGGCACCAUUCUCGGGGUCAACACUGUUAACGGAGACCUGGGCAGCCCUUCUGACGACGAGGAUAUGCCAGGGAGCCACCAUGACAGUACUGUUUGUGCUAAUGGGCCCGUGUCCGAGGACAGUGCGGCUGAGGGGACCCCCAAGCACUCUUUCAGGACUAGCUCUACUCUGGAGAUGGACACAGAGGACUUGAUCUCUACUUCCUCAAGAACCUCGCCUCCCAGAGGCCGCCAGGACUCGCUCAAUGAUUACUUGGAUGCUAUUGAACACAAUAACCCCCCCAGGCCAGGGGCAGCCGCCCCCUCUGAGCGGCCCAUAGGAGCCUCUCCCAAACUGAGGAGUAGUUUCCCCACCGACACCAGACUCAACGCAAUGCUUCAUAUAGACUCGGAUGAAGAGGACCACGAGUUCCAGCAGGACCUAGGCUACCCGUCUUCCUUGGAGGAGGAAGGAGGCCUGAUCAUGUUCAGCAGGGCAUCCAGAAGUGACGCUGGGAGCCUGGCAUCUCAGACCAAGCCAGAGGACGACAACCCCGUGGAGAAUGAGGAUGCCUCUGUGCAUGAAGCUGCCUCCUUAGAAGAGAGGCCUGAGAACCUUCCAGAGGUUGCAGACAGCUCCUUGCCCGCAAGUGCAGCCCCUGAGGACCACGAAGCCAGCCUAGAGCCCCACCCCAGUGCUGACCAGGGCGGCACUGAAUUGUCAGGCUCUCAAGAGGCCGAUCAGCCCGCAAGUGGCGCAGACACAGGAGGAGCCUCUGACACGUCUGGAGGGAGCCGCAGAGCUGCCAGUGAGACCGAGUCCCUGGACCAGGGAUCUGAACCUUCCCAGGUGUCCUCUGAGACCGAACCCAGUGACCCUGCCAGGACAGAGAGCGUGAGUGAGGCCAGCACCAGACCCGAGGGGGAGAGUGACCUGGAAGGAGCUGACAGCUCGUGCAAUGACAGCGUGACCACGCAGCUGUCCUCGGUGGACACCCGGUGCUCAUCUCUGGAGAGUGCACGAUAUCCAGAAACCCCAGCCUUUUCUUCUCAAGAAGAGGAAGAUGGGGCCUGUGCAGCCGAGCCCGCCAGCAGCGGCCCUACAGAGGGGUCGCAGGAGUCCAUUUGCACUCCAGGCUCUUUACCUGCUGUGCAGGUGCCCAGUAGGGAAGAGGAGGGGCCGGGGGCGGAAGCCGCUGCUCUAUCUGAGCAGGGGGAGCUGGGGGAGGUCUGGCAGAGGAGGGGAAGUCUGGAGGGAGCUGCUGCUGCUGCUGCUCCUGCUGCUGACGCUGCUCCUGCUGCUGACACCGAGAGCCAGCUCCAGGAAGAUGGGGAUGCUGGGGACACCCAGGGUGCCUGCGAAGGGGCCACUGCCCAGGAGGAGGGCGCCACUGGAGGUUCCCAAGCCAAUGGCCACCAGCCGUUGCGGUCACUACCUUCAGUGCGGCAGGACGUCAGCCGGUACCAGCGGGUGGACGAGGCUCUCCCACCAAACUGGGAGGCGCGCAUCGACAGCCACGGCAGGAUCUUCUACGUGGAUCAUGUAAACAGAACCACGACGUGGCAGCGGCCGACAGCUCCUCCUGCCCCCCAGGUCCUGCAGAGAUCUAAUUCCAUACAGCAAAUGGAGCAGCUGAACCGGCGUUAUCAGAGCAUCCGCAGGACCAUGACUGACGAGAGGCCCGAGGAAAGUGCCAGUGCCAUGGACGGGACAGGGGAGGAAGCCGACUUCCACCAAGCCAGCGCAGACUUCCGCCGGGAGAAUGUCCUGCCUCACUCUACCUCCAGAUCCAGGCUCACGCUGCUGUUACAGUCGCCCCCUGUGAAGUUCCUCAUCAGCCCAGAGUUCUUCACUGUGCUGCAUUCUAACCCUAGUGCCUACCGCAUGUUUACAAACAACACGUGUCUGAAGCACAUGAUCACCAAAGUCCGGCGGGACACCCACCACUUUGAACGCUAUCAGCAUAACAGGGACCUCGUGGGAUUCCUGAACAUGUUUGCGAACAAACAGCUGGAACUACCAAGGGGCUGGGAGAUGAAACAUGAUCAUCAGGGCAAGGCAUUUUUCGUCGACCACAACUCCCGAACCACCACGUUCAUUGACCCUCGGCUCCCGCUCCAGAGCAGUCGACCCACGAGCGCGCUGGUUCAUCGGCAACACCUGACGAGGCAGCGCAGCCACAGUGCCGGGGAGGUAGGAGAAGACUCUCGGCAUGCGGGACCACCAGUUCUUCCCAGACCGUCCAGUACGUUCAAUACAGUCAGCAGGCCGCAGUACCAGGACAUGGUUCCAGUGGCCUACAAUGACAAAAUUGUUGCAUUUUUGCGUCAACCCAACAUCUUUGAAAUUCUCCAAGAGCGUCAGCCUGAUCUUACUAGAAACCACUCACUCAGGGAGAAGAUACAAUUUAUCCGAACUGAAGGGACCCCUGGAUUGGUGCGGCUUUCGAGUGAUGCAGACCUGGUCAUGUUACUGAGCUUGUUUGAGGAAGAGAUAAUGUCAUAUGUGCCUCCACAUGCCUUACUCCACCCCAGCUACUGUCAGUCCCCGCGAGGUUCCCCAGUGUCAUCUCCCCAGAACUCACCAGGUACUCAGCGUGCCAAUGCCCGGGCGCCAGCCCCUUACAAGAGAGAUUUCGAAGCCAAACUGAGGAACUUUUACAGGAAGUUAGAAACAAAAGGAUAUGGACAAGGCCCGGGGAAAUUAAAGUUAAUUAUCCGAAGGGACCACCUGCUGGAAGAUGCUUUCAAUCAGAUUAUGGGCUACUCCAGAAAAGACCUGCAGAGGAAUAAACUGUAUGUCACCUUCGUCGGGGAAGAAGGGUUGGAUUACAGUGGGCCUUCCAGAGAAUUCUUCUUCCUGGUAUCCAGAGAACUCUUUAACCCCUAUUAUGGCUUAUUUGAAUAUUCAGCCAACGACACAUACACAGUACAAAUAAGUCCUAUGUCUGCUUUUGUAGACAAUCACCACGAAUGGUUCCGGUUCAGUGGGAGGAUCCUCGGUCUUGCACUAAUACACCAGUAUUUAUUGGACGCCUUCUUCACGCGACCCUUCUAUAAGGCUCUUCUCAGAAUCCUGUGUGACCUGAGUGAUCUAGAGUACCUUGAUGAGGAGUUCCACCAAAGCCUUCAGUGGAUGAAAGACAAUGACAUCCAUGACAUCCUAGACCUCACGUUCACGGUGAACGAAGAAGUUUUUGGACAGAUCACCGAGCGAGAGUUAAAACCCGGGGGAGCCAAUAUUCCAGUCACAGAGAAGAACAAGAAGGAGUACAUAGAGAGGAUGGUGAAGUGGAGGAUUGAGAGGGGCGUGGUGCAGCAGACCGAGAGCCUGGUCCGCGGUUUCUAUGAGGUGGUCGAUGCCAGGCUCGUGUCUGUCUUCGACGCGCGGGAACUGGAGCUGGUCAUCGCGGGCACAGCUGAAAUCGACCUCAAUGACUGGAGGAACAACACCGAGUACAGAGGCGGGUACCAUGACAAUCACAUCGUAAUUCGGUGGUUCUGGGCUGCUGUGGAACGAUUCAACAAUGAGCAGCGACUCAGGUUGUUGCAGUUCGUUACCGGCACAUCCAGCAUUCCCUAUGAAGGAUUUGCUUCUCUCCGAGGGAGUAAUGGCCCAAGAAGGUUCUGUGUGGAGAAAUGGGGGAAAAUCACCGCUCUUCCCAGAGCCCACACGUGUUUUAACCGCCUGGAUCUUCCUCCGUACCCUUCCUUUUCCAUGCUCUAUGAGAAGCUCUUGACCGCGGUUGAAGAGACCAGUACCUUUGGCCUGGAGUGACCUGGGAGCGUGAUGCUCAGCUCUUCGUGCUGGACAGGCAGUUUCAGAAGCCGGCCUUCAGAAGAGUGGCAGAGCGUUGGAAAUCCCAAGCCUAGGGUUCUGUUAGAACAAACUGAGUGCUGCUCUUCGGGAACACGUGCUCGUUCGUGGGUUUGGGGACUGGCCGUGAGUCCUCUGGCAAGGACGGGGUGAGCUCGGUGCCCAUGGAACAACCCAACAGUCUUUCAGUCAACAGUUCCUGACUGCCAAACCUUUCCCAUUUGUUAUGUUUGAAGAUAAAGGGGGAACCUGCACAUGAUCAACUCCAUGGUGACUUUUAGGGCCUUGGGAGAAUCUUGACACUCUCCUGGAAACAUACUUCAAGCCAAACUGGCAGCCCUUGACCCCAUCUCUAAAUUAGUGCAAGUGAGAGAAAAACAUAAAGAAAAAAUAUCUAUUUCCUGACAGUACCUUUGUUUAAGCCCUAAGUUAUAACAGAAUAUUCAUUUCUUGCUUACGAGUGCCUGCAUGGUGUGCACUAUAGGUUUCAUUAUUCACGGGACAAGGGUGAAAAUGAAACCAGGUCAGUAUGAGGUAACUUUAAAGAUUUGCAAUAAGGUGGUCUGUAACAAUGUAUAUGCAAGUGUAUGUGUGUACUUCUGGCUGAAGACAAACUGUUAUUCAAUGAAUUCACUAAUGACAGAUUUUAUGCUUUAUAAUGCAUGAAAACAAUUUUAAAAUAACUAGCAAUUAAUCACAGCAUAUCAGGAAAAUGUACACAGUGAGUUCUGUUUACUUUUUAUAGGUUCAUUAUGUUUCUGUUCUUGAAAAUGUAUAUAAGGACCUACCUACCAUGUUGUAUGUACCACCUCUCCAUUUUCAUGUUCCAUGCUUACUUGGGCAUCUUGCUAGUACGUAUCCUUUGAAGCACGCUCAAGGGAACUAAAGGGCCUUUUAUUUUUAUAAAGGGUAAAACAAUUCCCCAGAAUAUUUUGCACUGAACGUACCAAAGUCGAAGGGACAUUACAGUAUGACCAACAGCCGCGCCGUCACUUGAUGGGUACAACAGAAGUAGCUUCUAAGUCAGACUUCCUUCACAGUGCCAUGUCAACCACUGCAAGGACUGUGCAUCUGAGUAAUAAUUUUUUAAGACUCACAAUAUGUGAUAGUAUGAUAUGCAUUUAUUUAAAAUGCAUUAGAUUCUCUUCCAUCCAUCAAAUACUUUACAGGAUGGCAUUUAUUAUAGAUAUUUCGUAUUCCCCCACUGCUUUUUAUUUGUACAGCAUCAUCGAACACUCAGCUUGGUUAGGGAGCCAUUGGCAGUGCCGGGGAGAUCAGCUCUCUUAGGAGUAAGAAUUCCACCUUCCCUCAUCGGUGAAGAUCCCGUGAAUUGAAACUCUCAGUACUAUAUUUCUAAGCCCGCAGUUUCACUGAUGCAUAAUUUUUCUUAUUAAUAUCAAGAAAAAAUUUUUCUAUGGUCUCUCAGAAACUGCAUGACAUCCCUGACAAGACUUCUUAAUUUGAUGAAAGGAUUUCCUUCAUUUUAAUUGCUUUGGGGACUGUCCCAUGCCAUUGUUUGUUCCUUGAUUUGUGACAUAACUAAUCAGACACACAAUACAGUCAAGUGAAUUGAGGGUGGGAAAACCAUUGGGUUAACAUUCAGUUUGCCAGUCUGGGGGGUUACAGGCGUUACCUGAACAUUGCUUUGAGAAUCUUGUUUGUAAGUGUCGUUGACUUCCUGUUGUGGGAUGGGGGUGACUUUACAUUUCAUGGGGUUCCAUGCACAGUCCGCAGAGGUGUUUUGUAAGAACAGUUACUCUCCUGCUAGUUAAGUAAGCUGUGUUUACUGUUGGGACCCUCAAGAGGAAUGGCACCUCAUGUUGUGUUACUGUGUUAAAGAUAAGUACUGGAUGUGGGAGAACGUUCCAGGAGAAAAAAAAAUGAUAGAAACCUGGAAAAGAUAUAUAGAAUAUUUAUUUGUAUACCAUAAUUGGGCCAGAAAAAAAGAUCGACUAAAACUUUUUGACUGGAAUUAUUAGUUUGUACUUAUUUGUCAUGAAUACAAGUAUAUAUUUAAUUUUUGCAAA